AUGGACCUCCCUGACCCCGCAGGUCCCGCCGACCUCCCCAAGCACAUCCUGGACAUCUGGGUCAUCGUCUUGAUCAUCCUGGCCACCAUCCUCAUCAUGACGGCCCUGGUGCUCUGCCCAGCCACUGCCGUCAUCAUCUACCGGGUACGGACUCACCCCACGCGCAAUGGCAUCGUGUGAGGCAGAGGCGACAAGGGACGGCCAGCUCGCCGGGCAGGGGGCCACAGCCGUGGGACCCUGUGCCGGGGACCCCGCAGAGCCUGAUGGGGCACCCUGAGAGGUGGGGAGAGACGGGCAGGAGCCAGGGUGGAUCAGCACCCGGACGCCUGUCCCUGUACCUGGCUCUCGCUGGGUGAACCCACUGCCUCCUAUUUACUCACCGAGCUCACGGGGACCGUCGGGGAGAUGGCAGCCUGGGCACCAGCGGGAAGAUGUCUGACUUUGCGGAUGUGUCCAGCUAGAAACGACUCCCUCCCGUGAGGCAGGCAGGCUGGUCUCGCCUUCGCUGGCGACCCCGUCUCCUCCCAGGCAAGCGGCAAGGAGUGGAAGUGCCCAGCAAAGUUAUUUCUUCUUUGGAGUCCCAGCUGUCGGGGUGGUUGGGAAAGAAGGGUCAAAGCAAGCUGGAUGUGGCUUCUGGUUGUGCAUUCAGAGACUCGGCUAAAAGCAUCGGUGACAGAGCCCGUCCUGGCUGCACAGCAGAUGUGCAGCUGCACUGGCUUCUCCUCUACCAGAUAUCUGCUGAAAUUGUAGGAAAACCCUAUGGGACGGCCAGUUCCUCUGGGUUUCAUGGGGCAGAGGAGCGCAGGCAGCUCCUGCCAGCCUGCCUGCCCGCACAUCGGCUGCGCCGGGUCCCCCUGCCGAUGGCGAGGGCCCUCACUGCUCACCCGGCAUGCCGGCCCCGUUGGGGGGGUCUGUGCGCCCCUCGCCUGGGCAGGCAAAGCGGGAAGAGCAGAGGGGUUCGUGCCCAGGCAGUGGCAAGGGACCAUGUAAGCUCUUACAU
Messenger RNA from Pygoscelis adeliae (Adelie penguin), 1000 nucleotides. RefSeq names its product small integral membrane protein 3 (gene SMIM3). The transcript has a single exon. Lineage: Eukaryota; Metazoa; Chordata; Aves; Sphenisciformes; Spheniscidae. The record is from RefSeq and is a predicted model, not a curated record. The coding region runs from base 1 to 180 and encodes 59 amino acids.